GAGGGCUCUAGCUGGGCGGGCUCAGGUCCAGUAGUGGCUCAGCGCUCUCUCACUGCGUGGCGAAGGAGGACCAUUCUUGCUGCCACCUGCAACUUGGAACGUCCUGAAAAGUGCGCCUCUCAACAUUCACCAAGGCCAAACCCAAGCCCACCGUGGAUUAGGACGACGACCACCACCACCUCACUCACCUACACCCAUCAACGGCGCUGCCAGUAUUUUUUGUUUCUGUCUCCCAUCGAGACCAGAUCCAGCAUCAGAUCCCCCCAACAGCCCUCCGACAAUCUGUGUCGUGCCCCGAGAGCGGAUAUUGAUAUCUUCGGUCGAGUGCCCUUCCCACGACCCCCCCAGUAACGCGCCCGUCAACGACACGGGAGGAGAAAAAACACCUCACACAUACACAUCCAAACAUUGGCCGGCGCAGUUCCAGCCAGACCCAGACCCAACCCAGCAGACUCCAAAUCACUCCUAUCCCGAGACUUCAUCGUCAGCUUCAAUGCUGAAGACGGCUUCACUGUGACCAAACGCUGCCGGGCGACUUCCAGAGCGAAUUCUGCCGCUCGACGUCCUCUGAGCCCACACCACCUGCACCUAGGUGCGAAACCAACUACAACGGCAACGGCAUCUGCAACUGCCACUUCCUCCGCCUUCACUGCCCGCACAUCACUCAAUGUCGACUCCCUCGACCCUUCCUCCACAUCAUCCCAGCUACGGAUAUCCCCAUCACCAAAACUAUCAAACCACUCCGGCCUAUAGAGCGAACAACAACCACUCCAACGGCGGCAGCCGGCUCGGAGCGCCUUACACACUUCCGUCUGCAUCAUCGAGUAACGACACCUCGUCGACUACCACCAUUGCAACCGACCCCUCACGCACAAGUACAAGCAGGAACGCGGCACCCAUACCUACGAGACCAACCUUGAAAUCGGAAGCCNCUACCACCAUUGCAACCGACCCCUCACGCACAAGUACAAGCAGGAACGCGGCACCCAUACCUACGAGACCAACCUUGAAAUCGGAAGCCAUGCCUCAACCGUCCACUUCCACCACCAAAACAAAUAUCAAGAAGCGACAGCGGUCUCGAGAGCCCCGGAAGCCCGAUUGGAAGAAUUUUUAUGCGAAUGGCCUCCCCGAGGAGGUCAUUGUCAUCGACGAUUCGCCAACACCAGAGCCCACCUCGAAAGCGCUGACUUCAAAUACACUGUCCGGGCGCUCAGCAGCCUUAGACGGCAAUCGACAACCCGUGAAGAAGAGGAAACGCGAUGACGUCGGGACAGCAUAUGAUCCCAUUUAUCAGAAUGGCCAUUCCAACUCGGUAGACGAAACUCCCGACUAUAAACACUCAGCUUCUGGAUCCUCCGUCUCAACUGACCGGACCACAUCGGCAAUACAUACAACGGCCGCCACCUCCUUGGGAUCCCAUUCAUCAAAUGGCCAAAAUGGCUACGAUGCUCCGGAAGUCCAGCCUGGGCAUAAGAGAAAGCGAACAAACACCCGGCUGCAAAUUGCCAAUGAAGCGAAACGACGAGAACAAGAAGCAAAUGGGGACGCGUACACAAAUUACAAGCCCCCUCCACGACCCCCGAUCAAGGCAGCAGAUAUACAGGUCAAGGUUGUAUCAGAUGUAAGUCUAUAUCACGCGCUUGUAUAGAAAACCACUCACUGUUAGAUAGAAUUCAUACACCAAACAUAGCAAAGUUGACGACGACGACGGGCAUUACAUUGUGGUACCAGACAGUGAUUUGACUGAUCGAUGUAAGUAACUCUGAAGAAUCAAACCAGGUUCCCACUAACGACUGGCCAGACCAAGUUACAAAGCUUCUUGGGCAGGGCACGUUUGGCAAAGUAGUGCAGGCCAGAGAUCGGAAGAGGAACAAACUUGUCGCCAUCAAAAUCAUUCGAUCUGUGCAGAAAUACAGAGACGCAUCGAGAAUUGAACUCCGGGUUCUGUCAACCCUCAAAGCGAAUGAUGCUGAGAACCGAAACAGGUGUAUACACUACAGAGACUGUUUCGAUUAUCGAGGGCAUAUAUGCAUAGUCAUGGAUUUGCUCGGCCAGAGUGUGUUUGAUUUUCUGAAGGGCAACGCCUUUGUUCCUUUCCCAAACAGCCAGAUACAAAGUUUUGCAAGGCAGCUGUUUACCAGCGUCGCUUGUGAGUAAAUCCAAUAGUCACCUCCAAAGCUCUACUAACAUGAUAUCAGUCUUACACGACCUGAACCUCAUCCACACAGACUUGAAACCUGAGAACAUCCUGCUUUGUGACAACGCUUACCAGGCUUUUACAUACAGCCGUAGAAUCCCUUCAUCUUCAACUACACAAAAUCGACAAGCUGCUCAACGCAAAGUCCUGCUUGACACGGAGAUUCGACUCAUCGAUUUUGGAUCAGCAACUUUCCAAGAUGAAUAUCACUCUUCCGUUGUUUCUACCCGGCAUUAUCGUGCUCCAGAAAUCAUCCUCGGGCUGGGGUGGUCCUUUCCCUGUGAUAUCUGGAGUAUUGGUUGUAUUCUUGUCGAGUUCUUCACGGGUGAUGCGUUGUUCCAAACUCACGACAACCUGGAACAUCUUGCCAUGAUGGAAGCCGUUUGCGGAUCCAAGUUGGACACCCACCUUAUCCAACAAGUCAAUAGCCUGGCAAAACGUAGUGGUGGAAAUCAAGCCUCAAAGUCUGCCUCACUCAGCGCAAGCAAACCACAAAAACAUACUAACAUAGACCCUAGGUUCUUCAAGCGGUUGAAACUCGACUACCCCCAGCCAGAGACCUCGCGGGCUUCGAGACGCUUCGUGAAAGCUAUGAAGCGCUUAGAUGUGAGUUGGUAUCUUCUCAAAGUUCUGGCCAUGAACACUGACAUUGGGAUAGGAAAUCAUCCCGGAAAACAACAAAUUUUGCAAGAACUUCCUAGACUUAUUGCGAAAAAUCUUCGUGUACGACCCGCAAUCACGCAUUACGGCAAAACAAGCUCUCCAGCACCCUUGGUUCAAAGAAGCGGCAACACCAGAUGACGGUACAGAGGCUACAAAGAUUCGGAUACAGAGACAGCAGGCAGCGGAAGACCAAGCCGCUUCAAGCGCUGUAAACCCAAGACAUAAUGGCUAUCGUAACUAAGGGGCCAAGUUGGACACGAUGCAUGGUAAUGAUGGCGUUACGGAAUUGGGGGAACAAUGCAUUUAUUCCUCUGCUAUUGGAUCGAUCACCUGUUGUUGGGGCAAUGCAUAUGGGCGGGAUUAAUGUGUUCUUUUACUGGUGUUGGUGUUGACGGGAGCCUGGUGGGUGCUUUGGGCCUGAGUAUACUAUACAUCGGGCGAUGUUAGCGGUGGCAUGGAGGGGGCAAAGGACCUUUUUCCUUCUCUUUUUCUCAAAAUUAAAGGAAACCAGCAAGAAUUAUCUUUUUCUGAAACGCAUGAAAAGUUGUAGCUCGGGUCGACACAUUCAUUUUCUAGUGUUUAUUUCAUGAUUUCCGUGCUUCAGACCAGGUCAUAUGGCGAAUCUUUUGUUAUCUUGGAGAAGAAGGGUGACUGGUGGUGUGAGAAAGAUUUGUAGGAAUAGUGAAAGAAUUUUCUCAACUUCAUGGUGUUGCCGUGGCUUCGGAUGGCUUGGUCUCAUCUUAUAAAUUUUCAGGGUCCACUGGAAGAUAGAAGAACCUGAAGAGCAAAGAUGCAAUGAUAUUAUGGAGUCAUGUCAUGACAUAUCAAACUCUAUCAAUACCUAC
Hymenoscyphus albidus is the source of this 3705-nucleotide messenger RNA. NCBI's taxonomy places the organism in Eukaryota, Fungi, Ascomycota, Leotiomycetes, Helotiales, Helotiaceae. The record is from the annotation of a GenBank genome assembly.